AAGAGCAAGAUCCUGUCCCUUAAUAGAUAAAUAAUCAUUCAGGUUCACCACAUGCACUCCCCCAGCCCCUCCAGAGCAUAUUAAUAAAACAAUGGUUACAAUAUUUGAGAACGUGAAUAGUAAAUGCUGUGAGAAGGCACAAGCCCAGAGCUCUAGGUCUGUAGUUAAGGUUCUGCCCAAAUGAUGGUACCAUGUGCACAGGUGUAUAUAUACAUAGAUAAUUUUUUACUUUAUAAAGUGGUUUUGCAUUCAGACCUUGAUUUCUCUUAGACCUUCUUUCCUAAAAGACACGCCAGUGGGCUCAUGUGCUAUGCCUGGCUAGAAGGCAGCUCAUUUAACAACUGCUCAGUCAGGCAAGGGAAGUUCUGCUGCAGGUCCGGGAGGCCCCCAAGCCAAAACUAGCAGAAGGAGAUGGGGUCCAUUUUCAUGGGGCUGGUGGAGGUUGAGAUGGAGUCAGUCGUUUUCCCUGUCAUUUCCUUGGAGAAAGGGCAUUUCUACCAGGAGGCCAUCAGAUCUGGGAGGGCUGAAAUGAAUGGUCCAAGGAAAUUUAAAAGUUCCAGCGUCUCAUUUACAAGUGGGGAAAGUGAGGCCUGGGAAGCUGGUGAUCAUCCCCAACUCCUUCUCCUUCCCGUGAUGCAGGGACAGACACAUUCUCCUCGGGCUGUGAUGGAGUAAAACCCACAGCUGUCGCCAGUGUUUGGGCUGGGAAAUCACCACCAAGGAAAUGCAUCUGAAGUGCUGCAGGUAGCUCUAGGGUUCCAGUGGCCUGUGGGAAGGAUAGGCCCCAGCAGAUGCAUGAAACAGGAGGAUGCGUGUGAUCAGAAGUGGCAUGUGUGGGCAUGUCAUUCACAUGCAAUUUGCAUGAGUUCCUGUACUCCUGUGCUGUCUGUCCUCAGACAUCCGCGCUGGCCUUUUCUGUGCAACUAGCAGUUGAAAAGAGAGGGAAGAAGGAAGUGGAAUGCCCGGUGAUCAAAGGAAAAGAGAAAUCAAGUUCACCAACCCAGAUUCCCAGCGACUUUUGAUCCCGUGGGAUGCCAUGUUCCUCUGUCUACUUUAGCACAAACUAUGGCCACCCUCAGAACGGACUUUUCUUUAGCAUUCUUUUUUAUUCACCCCCAAAGCUUCUUGUCUUUAGCUUCAUGUCCCAACCCUCUUCCAGGAAGAUAGAAGAGCUAGGCAAAGAGACUUUUUAGGUGGGCGGGGGGUGGUUGUGGGACAGGGGCAUUGUGCGGCCAGAGACAUGAGAAACCAUCCUACUGAGAUUGGCUACCCCACCUCACACAGAGUAACCCAGGUUAGGUAAGACGGCACAUGUACAUUGAACCAGAGACUUCAGGCCAUCCCCCAACCCCAGGUGGCUUCUGGCCUGAGGUGGGGUCCAUUCGCGUGAGGAACGCACAGCAGAGGACAUGGGCUGCGUGCUCAGAGGAGAAGCUGACUGUCCCUGGAGUGUAUCCUCUGAGUCCGUGUGUGAGUCCUGCUGCAGAAGGAGCCGCUGCUUCUCACGUGUGCCUUGUGCCUCAGCCGUAGCAGGCCAUGGUCCUUCUGAGUGUGGACUUUCCUUCUGCUGUGAGAGGGAGGCCUGGUGGCUCUGAAACCUGUCCUGAGCCCCUCCUCUCAGGGGCCAAGGCCCCCCAGGCCUGAAGCUGUGGUGACACUCUGGACCAGCAUGUGGGACCUGGCAUUGUGACCUCAGCUGUUCUGUACACAAAGAGGUGGUCACCUUGCCCAUACCUGGACCUGUAAGUUGCAUAGGACAGUGGCCUGGUCCUGGGGGCUGUUGUGGGGAGUUGAAGAACACCCUGGCCUCCUCCAUCAUGUCGGCCAAGAGGGCAGAAUUGAAGAAAACAAAUCUGGUAAAAGAGGGACAUUGCUGGACGAGCAAGAACUACAAGGCAGUUUGCCUGGAAUUGAAGCCAGAGCCGACCAAAAUGUUGGAUUACAAAGCAGUCAAACAAGAAGGGCCAUUUACCAAAGCAGGAGUGACGCAGGACCUAAAGAAUGAACUCAGGGAAGUGAGAGAAGAGCUCAAGGAGAAAAUGGAGGAGAUAAAACAGAUAAAGGACAUACUGAACAAAGAUUUUGAUAAACUUCAUGAAUUCGUGGAAAUUAUGAAGGAAAUGCAGAAAGAUAUGGAUGAGAAGAUGGACAUUUUAAUAAAUACACAGAAGAACACUAAGCUAAGAGGGCCAAAAGAGCAGCAGGAACUGAGGCUGAUGGCAAAGACUCACAGAGACCCACAGCUCAGGCUCCAGAAAGUGGACGGAGCCGGUGGAGCCAAUGGAGCACCCUUUGCCCUUCACAAGAAGACGGUGGCACCUCAGAAAGCAAAACCGGGCUCCCUGGAUCCCCUGCAUCAGUGUGGGACCUGCUGCGAGACAUGUUUGUUGUGUGUCCUAAAGAACAACUACAAUCAGGGGGAACAUUCCUUCAGAGGCCUCAGGUUUUUACAAAGGUGGAGACGAGCCAGUGACCACCCAACCUCCUGUGGGCCAUGCUGUGCCUGCCCCAAAGUCCCAGACUGAGGGAAGGUGAAGCUUGACUGUCAGCUUGAACGACAGUUAAGAAGAUAACAGAGCAGCGUUCCACAAACUGUCCUGCCCUGGGUGUGAUUCUUUGGCUUCAAUUUGAAGGAGGAGUAAUUCAUACAAGUUCAUAUUUUAUUUCACACCAGUUCCUUCUUAUUUCAUCUCUUUGCUAAGCUGGCUGCUUCUACAGUCUAAUAAAUAAUUGGCCAAGUUCU
Molecule: messenger RNA, 2743 nt
Organism: Sapajus apella (tufted capuchin)
Lineage: Eukaryota; Metazoa; Chordata; Mammalia; Primates; Cebidae
Gene: TEX35
Product: testis expressed 35
Exons: 9
Coding region: 1818-2525 (235 amino acids)
Source: RefSeq, a predicted model, not a curated record